Lithohypha guttulata is the source of this 1359-nucleotide messenger RNA. Its product is annotated as alpha,alpha-trehalase nth1. The record is from RefSeq and is a predicted model, not a curated record. Gene Ontology annotation, biological process: base-excision repair, AP site formation; nucleotide-excision repair; base-excision repair. Gene Ontology annotation, cellular component: nucleus. The transcript has a single exon. Bases 1 to 1359 code for a protein of 452 amino acids. Gene Ontology annotation, molecular function: DNA binding; DNA-(apurinic or apyrimidinic site) endonuclease activity; oxidized pyrimidine nucleobase lesion DNA N-glycosylase activity. Lineage: Eukaryota; Fungi; Ascomycota; Eurotiomycetes; Chaetothyriales; Trichomeriaceae.
AUGCGCACUUCCAAGCUUUCGCGAGAUACGGGUCGUAUAUUCAAUGCGAUAACGACCAAUACAAGAUCAACGAGGAGCUCGAGGACUGCAGGAAAGAGUAUCGCCACCUUUGCACUGGGUUAUGAUGGUACAGUUGAGGUCAAAGAGGAGGAACAGCUUACCACUUUGGACUCAACUCCGCCGCCAGCAAGCGAUAUAGAGGAUGUUGGAAGUCUUCCGGGGUCCUCGAAGAAGCGAAAGAGGAAUGGGGUAGCUGCUUCGCCCGCAAUUCCAAAAACUAUCAUCAAGACUGAACGGAAGACUCCCUCGAGAACACCCAGACGGAAAGCAGUAAAACACGAAGAACACGAAGACGAUGUCGCAGCCUCGGAGGAUGAAGACUUUGCAGAAGAGACCGGCUCCCCAUCUAAAUCGUUACCGAAACUUCCAGCAAAACGCUCAACCUCGCCAGGAGGAACGCUGCGCUACAAACCUCCCUCAAACUGGGACACGAUAUAUGACCUUAUCAGAGACUUUCGCGCUGCGAAUCCUAUAGCCCCCGUCGACACAAUGGGCUGUGAGGACCUGUACCACCAAGCAUCUCCUUCCCACGAACAACGCUAUCACACCCUCACAGCCCUCAUGCUGUCCUCUCAGACAAAAGACACAGUCACUGCCGCAGCAAUGCAAAGACUACACACAGAGCUCGCAUCCCAUGCUCCUACAGACCCAACGACAGGCAAGGUUCUCACGUCCUGUCUAACGGUCGCGAAUAUCCUCAAAGCCGAUCCCGUCCACCUCGACAGCCUAAUAGGCAAAGUAGGCUUCCACAACACAAAGACAAAACACAUCAAGCAAGUCGCGCAGAUCCUGCAAUCUCAAUAUAAAAAUGAUAUACCCGAUACCAUUGAAGGACUAGUCUCCCUACCAGGCGUCGGUCCCAAAAUGGCAUAUCUCUGUAUGAGUGCAGCAUGGAAGCAGGACGUCGGGAUAGGCGUUGACGUACAUGUUCAUCGGAUCACGAAUCUGUGGGGCUGGCAUACCACCAAGACACCAGAGCAGACGAGGGAAUGGCUUGAGGGAUGGCUCCCGCAUGAUAAGUGGCAUGAGAUCAACAAGAUGCUGGUCGGGCUGGGGCAAACUGUGUGUUUGCCUAUUGGGAGGAGGUGUGGUGAGUGUCCGCUUGCUGGAAGAAGGUUAUGUAAAGGCGAGGUUAAGGGGUGGGUGAAGAAGGAAGAGAAGAAGAGGAAGAGAGUCAAGAAGGAGGGUGUGGAUGUUGAGGUCGAGAAGGAGGAGGCGGAGAUUAAAUUGGAUGGUGGUGGUGUUUUACAUGAAGAGAAGGUAGAGGUGAAGCAAGAAUCUGUGGAAGAUUUGAGGUGA